This is a messenger RNA of Dracunculus medinensis (Guinea worm), 288 nucleotides long. The record is from the annotation of a GenBank genome assembly. NCBI's taxonomy places the organism in Eukaryota, Metazoa, Nematoda, Chromadorea, Rhabditida, Dracunculidae.
AUGAACGGUCAACUCCGAUGCGCCCCACACUGUAAAUCGCCCGAGAAACGCGAUUUUAUGGAUGUAAGUCCAGAAAAGUCCGAAUCUGAUUUUUUUCGAAGCUAUGAUCCAAUGGUUGGUAUUGGUACCGCCGCUAUAUUGGUUCUUUUUAUUUUCCUUAUCACUAUCAAAUCAUUUGUGAAGUGGAUUAUAAGGAAAAUUCAAAUUCUUCGUUAUAAACACUGUAAUAAAGAAACAACGGCAAUAAUCACUUCUACUUCGAUUGAUAAUGGACACAUUAACAGUUAA